AUGUUAGACGCAGGCUGGCUUCGAAGUACGUCGCUGACGAUGCACGAUCCCCUCGCUCUGGAACUGAGUCCCGUGUCGGAUCGAGACCGCUUCCUGAACAAGAUACAGGCAUUCGUGUACGUCCGCCGCGGUGGAACCGACGACGACGCCAACUCGUCGGGCCUCGAAGAAGUGCUAUACGGGCAGCUCACCUACGUCAUCGACUCACCUCCAAUUGAGGUGAAAGCGCUUGAUAGAUCCCAGGAAGUGGUUCUCGCACUGCAGGAUCACGUGACGCUCCCGCCCGAUGGCGCCAUGAUCGAAUGGAAGCGCAGGCUUUCCAGAGUUCGCUUCACGGCGCCGCCGCCGAACGUGCGACUCCUGGCUGGCGGUCGCCUGGCCCUGGUCUCCUUCGCCGGAAGUUUUUCAGGCGAUCAGAGCGGCACGGCAUCACCGCUGAGCCUGUCCUGCGGUGUGUUCGCCAGGGACGGCCGCUUCUACGCCAUGCGCCAUUUCUUGGUGGCCUCCUCCGUUGCGCAGCAAGGUGCGUCAUGGUUCUACGCCACAUCAUGGUUCGCUGCGGCAUUUGCAAGCACGCAGCGUACAUCGUCGACGACGGAAGGCGACACGGUGAUCCACCUAUCGGUCAAGCUAGAUUCGCAACCGGCUCCCGGUGCCGCAGACACUGGCGACGAGUACACCGUGGUGCAGACCAACAUCAGCGUCAGCAACGGCCAAGCGGCACCGGCAGCGCUGGGUGACCGGCUGGGCUCGGGUCACCAGCCACCGGUGGCAGUUCAACCACAGCGCAAGGCGCCCGAGCCGGUACCGAACCAGCCGUCGCCGUCGGCUGGCUUCACGAGCAACGUCUGCUUCCGCCUGGUCCGCGGCGAGAACGGCGUCCCCAUCGUCGUGCCGUGCGAGUCCGCCGCGUCAGCUACAACGCCGACGCCGAAAACGUCCACGACAGAAACUCGCCGCCGGGAGCCACACUCACGUUGGAGACACCAUCGACCGCGUGGUGGCAGCGCGGAAGAGUUUUUCCGAGAGGACUACCCGCUCGCAAGACACCGUUCGCGGGGUACAGACGACCAGGGCAAGCCACCCUCAACUCCGAGUGAACAAGACCUACUGCGUGCCGACAUCGACGGCCUGCAACCGUGCCGGGACGAUGCAGAGUGCAGUCGGCACGCGUCAUGCGUUGUGCCUUUAGGUACAACCAAGGGACGGUGCGUCUGCGACCGAGGCUAUUUGGGAAAUGGUCUGUUCUGUUGGGAGAGCUUCUACGUGUGACAACCGUUUCACAUUUAUUAAAGUACA
Messenger RNA from Rhipicephalus sanguineus (brown dog tick), 1299 nucleotides. RefSeq lists its product as uncharacterized. Lineage: Eukaryota; Metazoa; Arthropoda; Arachnida; Ixodida; Ixodidae. The record is from RefSeq and is a predicted model, not a curated record. The transcript is spliced from 5 exons. The coding region runs from base 1 to 1272 and encodes 423 amino acids.